GUUCAGUCUUGCAUCUCCGUUGCCUGUUUGUACGUAGAGACAGACAUAUCGCUGUUGGUGAUCCCAUCAAGGCCGGCUUAGUUACGCCGAUUCGCAGGCCAACACCAUUACACGGCCCUUUCGACUAUUUUGAACUCAAGGCUCAGCGCCUCGUCAACAACGAGAACGUACCAAUUUGUACGUACCUGGGACGAUUAAUAUCAUCCCAACUACUUUAUCCUUGUAUCAUCAACCAUGCCUCGUCCAAACUUGCCGCCAACGCCAGGCUCGUCGACCGAUAUCAAAGGCAGCGACGGUACGCAUGCCCUGGCACCUCUGCACAUGUCUUUCGAACUCCCUCCACCUGCCAUCCACGAUGGCUCCAGGAUAUCACCUGUCGACGAUGGCAAGCAGUCAUCUUCGCCGCCAGGUUCCACAGCUUAUCGCAUGCAAGCUGCGGAAACAGUCAAGUCGAGAAGACGGUCCUCUGCUGCUGCUGCGACUGCCGCUGUUGGCACUGGAAACGGGAACUUUGCAUUGCCCCCUCCGCCAACGAGGUCAAGAAAGAUUAUCCAGAUGAAGCCUCCCACGGAAGAUGUCCCCGAUGACAACGCUGCCAGUACUACGAAUACGACAGCAAAAGGCAAGGCUGCAAAGGCCAGCACACAGCAGACGGCCAAGGGCGCUGCAAGUACCGCCAAAGCCUCAGGUCCAGGCGAGGUGCCACAGGGUCAGGGAGGCAAGAAGAAGCAGCCCAGUGCAACGAGUGCGGCCGGGCGGAAGAUUGCAAGGAAGACGGCGCACAGCUUGAUCGAGCGAAGGAGACGAAGCAAGAUGAACGAGGAGUUCGCUCUGUUGAAAAGCAUGAUCCCGGCAUGCACAGGUGAGAUGCACAAGCUCGCGAUUCUACAGGCCUCAAUCGAGUAUGUCCGCUAUCUGGAGGACUGCGUCUCCAAGCUCCAGGUUCAGCACGAGAACGACCAGACCCGCGCUCAGCUACCCUCCAUCCGGGAGUUCCAUCCCACGUUCCGCGAGGAUGACACGGCCGAUGUGGACAUGACGGACUCGGAUGCUGUCUCGCCGACAUUCACAGCUCAGCCGGAUCACAGCCACCCUGCGCACCUUCGUCACCCGUCAGUAUCGCCAGCCCUCCAUCCCCAGGAUGCUCGCGGGAGACAGCAUUCCUACUCUUCCGUGUCGACCGCGGAGCAUCAACGCCAUUACAGCUACAGCACUGCGUCAGGUGCGACGUCGCCAGCCUUCGGUCCGACGCAGGGACUUGGGUAUGCACCGAGCAACGCAGGCUCCGCGCUGACCAGCCCUGCGUUGAAACCGCAGUCAGAUCUCGACCAGGAAGCGACGGCAGCGCUGCUCAUGCUGAACAAUGAUCGGAGAGGAUACACCACAAAUGGGGCCCGUCGGACGGUUUCUGUUAGAGAUCUGCUCACAUCAUGAUGAUGUCUGGACCGGGCCAUUGACUGGCGUUUUGCUGGAGGCUUCAGAAAGGGAUGUAGAAACUGCAUUGGUAUAUUGUGCGCUUAUUCGUAGCAGCGGCGGC
Messenger RNA from Emericellopsis atlantica, 1537 nucleotides. RefSeq names its product putative HLH transcription factor. The transcript is spliced from 2 exons. Gene Ontology annotation, molecular function: protein dimerization activity. Bases 235 to 1434 code for a protein of 399 amino acids. NCBI's taxonomy places the organism in Eukaryota, Fungi, Ascomycota, Sordariomycetes, Hypocreales, Bionectriaceae. The record is from RefSeq and is a predicted model, not a curated record.